Myripristis murdjan (pinecone soldierfish) is the source of this 1274-nucleotide messenger RNA. Its product is annotated as retinol dehydrogenase 11. The coding region runs from base 136 to 1107 and encodes 323 amino acids. The transcript has 6 exons. NCBI's taxonomy places the organism in Eukaryota, Metazoa, Chordata, Actinopteri, Holocentriformes, Holocentridae. The record is from RefSeq and is a predicted model, not a curated record.
UUGCAGUCCAAGGUUUGAAACACACCCCGGCAGGGGAGUGACGCACCUUAUUAAACAGCCUACAAGUUUGCCCCGUCUGUCCCACAAGUUUUCUCUUUGACCAGCGAGCUCGAAGGGAACUCAGGAAGAGCACAAAUGUCUUGGGUUUGGACGGACAUCUUUUGCCACCCGCUGUGGGUAGUUUCCACUGUCCUGCUCGGGCUUGUGGUGCGCGCCCAGCGGAGAGGCUCCUGGAGUCCGAAAGCCUGCACCGCGCAGCUCAAGGGACGGACAGCUAUAGUCACUGGAGCCAAUACAGGUAUUGGGAAGUUCAUCGCCCUAGACUUAGCACAUCGCGGGGCCCGUGUUGUCCUGGCCUGUCGUAGCAAGGAGAGGGGGACUAAAGCACUAAAGGAAAUCCAGAGCAUAACAGGGAACACAGAUGUUCACCUACGUCUGUUGGACACAUCCUCUCUUGACUCUGUCAGGGCAUUUGCUGAGAAGUUCAUUGAGGAGGAGAAGGCUCUGCACAUCCUCAUCAACAAUGCAGCAGCAUCUGGCCUACCCAAGGAGAUAACCAAAGAUGGGUUGGAAAUUUCGUUUGCCACUAACCAUCUGGGACCCUUCCUUCUAACCAACCUGCUGCUGGACCUCAUGAAGCGUUCAGCCCCAGCACGUAUCAUCAAUGUGUCCUCAGUCAACCAUUGGAGGGGUAAAGUGGACUUCUCUCAUUUCCGUGGUGAAAACCUCGUUCACAGGAUGGACCAAGUCUACAACCACACCAAGCUGCAUAACAUCAUCUGUACCAAUGAGCUAGCACGCAGGCUACAAGGGACAGGUGUCACAGCAAACUCUGUCCACCCUGGUGUCGUAAUGACAGAGGUAAUGCGACACUAUAAAUUCAUAAUACGAGCCCUUUUCAACUUAGUUGGAAUCUUCUUUUUCAAGUCAGCAGAAGAGGGGGCAGUGAGCACCAUCUACUGUGCAGUAGCAGAGGAAACCGAGGGGAUAACUGGGAAGUAUUUUGACAGCGACUGCUCCCUGGUUCUCCCCGCCCCUUUAGCCCGAGAUGCUGCCCUCGCGGCCAAGGACUUUGAGAUCUGCGAGAGACUGACAUCAAAGCUCUGAAAACAACCGCAGAGGCUUGAUAACAGCAGUGAGGUCAAAAUCCGUUCUCCUGCAGUAUAAACAUGUGUUGAGUGCCACGAGGAGAGGAUUAUUAACAUAAAUGAAGAAUCACUGAUGUCAGCAAAUAACAUCUUGAACAGGCAAUCAUGAGUUAUGCAGGGCCUGGA